AUGAAGGGACUUACAGUUAUCUUGCUUUUGCUUGUAGCUAUCAUGGUAUCUACAGCCGCUGUCCAAGGUGGGAUUUCAAGUUGUUGUCAGAGAACCUCGAACACCCAAAUCCAUCGAGACCUGCUGAAGAGUUACUACAUCCAGCAGCCGCCGUCGUGUUCUAUACCUGCAGUGGUAUUCACCACAAUUAGUGGCAGGAGAAUCUGCUCGGACAGUUCGAAUACAUGGACACAGACCAGCAUGGCCUAUCUCGAUGGAAAAGACUGGUGGAAUUUCAAGAUGUUGUCAGAGAACCUUGAAUACAGAAGUCCAUCGAGACCUUCAGAAGAGUUACUACAGACAGCAACCACCAUCAUGUUCUAUAACCGCAGUGGUAUUCACCACAAUUAG
Messenger RNA from Pundamilia nyererei, 390 nucleotides. RefSeq names its product eotaxin-like. Gene Ontology annotation, cellular component: extracellular region. The transcript has 5 exons. Gene Ontology annotation, biological process: immune response. Gene Ontology annotation, molecular function: chemokine activity. The record is from RefSeq and is a predicted model, not a curated record. The coding region runs from base 1 to 390 and encodes 129 amino acids. NCBI's taxonomy places the organism in Eukaryota, Metazoa, Chordata, Actinopteri, Cichliformes, Cichlidae.